Rotaria sp. Silwood1 is the source of this 336-nucleotide messenger RNA. The record is from the annotation of a GenBank genome assembly. NCBI's taxonomy places the organism in Eukaryota, Metazoa, Rotifera, Eurotatoria, Philodinida, Philodinidae.
AUGCGUGCACAGCGUGGUCGUGGUCAUUUGAGUCCAGAGUCAGGUAUGAGUAACAACUACCAACCAUAGAUUUUUUGGGAGUAUUAUUUCAUCAAAAAAACAGUCUUUUUUAGUUUUCUCAAGUCUCACCCCCUCUUAUAUAAAGGCUUGCACCACGUGCUCGUCGUCAUUUCAAUUGAGAUUCAGGUAUGAAUAACAACUAUGAACAAUAGAUUUUUGACGAGCAUUAUUUGGUCAAAAAAGAGUCUUUUGUGGAACUCAUGUAUAUUUUCGAAGAAAAUAGUGAGUGUAAGUUUUCAGUUCGAGGUUUGGCGGCUCCCCCUCCCCUCUCCACCC